AAUAUGGCUGUGAUUUUAAAAAAAAAAAUUGUAACGUAGCUAGCAAUAGCAUAUUUCAAAGCGUGCAGCUCAGAGCACUCCUUUUUUUCAUUUAAUCACGCCCCAUGACGCCAACCAAUGAAAUCCUUUCUCUUCACUGUAAAAGGGAAGUAAACAGUGACCGAGAACAACUUUCACGUUAGUGUUUUUAUUUAGACAUUUAUUAAUAUAAUGGAACUACAUAUAUGACUAAUUGAACUCCUAAGCAUCAGAUACGUUCCCCCAAGUAGUCUUUAGUUCGCGUUGGAGACAGGACUUGGUUGAUAGACGUUAUCUAGCUGACGCUAGCAAGCUGCUAACAAUGGCUAACUGUAUGGUUUUUCACACUCAAAUAGCCUCCAUUAUGGAGGUGCUAGCGAAUGCAGCCGUGUCAGAGAUCUGUAAACUCGUAGACGACGACUAUGCAGUGUUUCGUUUGGAAAUUUCUCAAAGUCAGAAAGAAAACGGGACAUUGCGGAGGAAACUACAGCUACUGGAACUGAAGGUGGCACGGGAGCGCGCCCUCCCCAGUCGUCCCAGUAGUGUAAAGGUCCUCGACCGAUACAGAGAAAUGGCAAGAGGUGAAGGACAUCUCACUGGAGGUCACAGGAACAUUGUGAAGCCAGUGGGCCACAAUACAUGGAGAAAUGACCAACCCGUAGCUGUAGAUGAAGGGAGUGGAACAUCAACCCAGCACGUUAUCGUAAUAGAGUCUGGAGAUGCAGAGGCUGCAGGUUCUGAGGCCGAGCAGGAGAGAUCUGAAGGAGAGGAGAACCCACGGCACAUCAGAGACAUCCAGACUGGAGCAGCUGGAGUGCCCUAUGAAGCCACAGAGGACCCCGCUGCCGCUGCUCACGAGCCAAGGAACCGGUGCAGCAUCACGGAGGUCAGUGGAAGGCCGGACACCGUACUCAAGUCAGAGACAGACACUAAGAAUAUAAUUGUAACACAAAGGCUCUUACACACAGGAUCUGACCAAUUAUCAGAUCCAGAGAGACUGGGGCCACUGAACUGUCCCCCUGCUCCCAGCUCAGAGUAUUUACCGGUAUUUAACCAGAGCCAGAGGCCUGUUCAUUCCCGUGGGGAUGGUGUAACAUUAGACACUGGUGGUGAUGAUCCGUCUUGUUCUUACACUACAGAGAUUGACCCUGGCAACAUAUCCUUGGGUUUAGAGACACAGACUGAUCUGUCUAGAGGGGACUGGAACCGGUAUAGUAGUAGUGUAUACUCUGAAGGGUGCCUAGAUAAGAAAGGGGAGGUUAUAGUCGUAGAUGAAGUGACUGUGAAAGUGGAGGGCGACACAUCUCUGACAUGGAAUGCAGACGAGACUCACUUUUUUGAAAGACACUCACAGGGCAACACCAAUGACUUCUUAGACUACAGGGAAAGAGAGACAAAUCUAAAUCUUGCAACCCACUCCCCUUUACACGCAUUCAGGGAUCGCAACUCAGUGUCUACAUCAAUGGCACCUCCUGAUUCAGACGGCCGCAUCAUUUUCGAUCAGGUAUUGAACUCAAAUGACAGGGCUAGAGCCCAGGCUCAGGGAAGGGGGGCAAUAUCAGGCGGUAGUAAAGAAAAACGGUUCCUCUGCAUGUUCUGUAACAAAGGUUUCAGCUGCUCCCAGAAGGUUGAGAUCCACCAGAGGGUCCACACAGGGGAGAAACCCUACAGCUGUACCCAGUGUCACAUGCGCUUCACCCAGGCUGGUGACCUGAAGAGACAUCAGAGGGUCCACACUGGGGAGAAACCUUACAGCUGCCCCCAGUGUGAGAAGAGGUUCUCUCGACACCACCAUUUGAAGAUGCACUUGAAGGUCCACACGGGAGAGAGGCCGUUCACCUGAACGCACUGCAGGUAGAGGUUCUCAGAACGGAGCUACCUCAGGACACACCAGCAGAAAAACCAUUCCACUCUAUAACAUAGCUUAUGACGUUUAGAUCAAACGCUGUAUUUAAAGGAAAAUGACAUUUUCUUUGCAUCUGCAGAAAACAAAGAGAAUUCAAUUUUCCUUUAAAUACAGCGUUUGAUCUAAAAUUCAUAAGCGAUCAAGUGGAAUGUUUACUUCCUAUGUUAUAGAGUGGAAUGGUUUUCCUGCUGAUGCACUAUUCUACCAAGGAAUAUUAAACACUGUAAUCUGUUACUCUCUUAAUUUCAAAUGCAUCUGUAGGUCUUUUCUGCAGAAAACAUUUGUAAUAAUGAGGGGAAUAGAUCAGUGUUAAAUAUUCCUUGGUAGAAUAUUGCAUCAGCAGGAAAAUCAUUUCACUCUAUAACAUAGGAAGUAAACAUUCCACUUGAUCGCUUCUGACGUUUUGACAAACCCUGCAUUAUAGACAAAGAUUAAUUUUAAUUGUUGUCAGUAGAAAAUAUCCACAGAUGAAUUUGGAAUAAUGAGAGUAACAGAUUUCAGUGUUGAAUAUUCCUGGGUAGAAUUGUCAUCCAGACAAUGUGUAAUUUUUAGGCAUAUAUAAGCCUAACAAGUCUGUUACUUAUUGUGUUUGUACUGUGUAGGCUAUAUGUUGUUCACAAAUGCCUAUUUCAUUACUUCCAACUACUUAAUUCUUUCCCAAAGACUCUUUUUAAAGAGAAAAUGUAUGCAGUUUAUCAAGUAGUUGAGACAUUGUAUGUGUGGUUUUCAUAUGGUGUAUUUAAAACUUGUUUGUUUAAUAAACACAAAAUGGGACUUUUCA
Oncorhynchus gorbuscha (pink salmon) is the source of this 2705-nucleotide messenger RNA. Its product is annotated as zinc finger protein 497-like. The transcript is spliced from 3 exons. Bases 341 to 1861 code for a protein of 506 amino acids. Gene Ontology annotation, molecular function: RNA polymerase II cis-regulatory region sequence-specific DNA binding; DNA-binding transcription factor activity, RNA polymerase II-specific. Gene Ontology annotation, cellular component: nucleus. The record is from RefSeq and is a predicted model, not a curated record. NCBI's taxonomy places the organism in Eukaryota, Metazoa, Chordata, Actinopteri, Salmoniformes, Salmonidae. Gene Ontology annotation, biological process: regulation of transcription by RNA polymerase II.